UUGACAGGAACUGUCGUAAUGUCAGUCAGGAGUGUAAAUGUCAUUUUGUGAUUUCAAUUUCAGGAAUUUCUCUUGAGCCGUGCCGAAACUGCCGAUUUUCUAUUGCAAUAAUAGAUUUUAACAUAUAUCUUGUGUAUUGAACUGUUUAUUUUUAUGUAAAGGAUCAAACGUUGCAGCUUUUGUGUAGGAUACAAUGGCGGACAAUCAAGGUGCACCGGUAACCGGUAACCAAACGACUCUAAACAAGGAGGAGCCUAAAGAGGGUGUUGCGAGUGCAAACGAGCCUGGUACGCAAUCUGAACCUGCGGAAUCUCCUCAGACGGAGCAACCAGCGGAGGACUGUCAGGAGAUCAUAAUAGUGAACGAGCAGACUACGGAACUAGACCUAAACCACGGGAGGAUCGGGAAAAUCGAGAACCUUGAGCGUUUAAAGAACUUAGAGAGAUUAUACCUACGAUGGAACCUGAUCAAGAAGAUCGAAGGUCUCAGUACACUGAGCACACUGGUCGAGCUGGAGCUCUACGACAAUCAGAUUGUGGUGAUGGAAAACCUCGACGGACUCGUCAACUUAGAAAUGCUAGACUUAUCAUUCAACAGAAUUAAAGAGAUCGACGGUCUAGAGAAGCUGCUUAACUUGAAGAAGUUAUUCUUAAGCUCCAACAAGAUCCAUGAGAUCAAGAAUGUCAACCAUUUGCCCAAAUUGGAACUACUUGAGCUGGGUGACAAUAGAAUACGGGAAAUCAAAAACCUAGGAGGCUUGAAGACACUAAAACAGUUAUACUUGGGCAAGAACAAAAUAUCGAAAAUACAAAACCUGGAAGAAUUAUCAGAAUUAGAAAUCCUGGUACUACAGAGUAAUCGUCUCGUUAAAAUAGAGAAUUUAGAAGAACUUACAAAACUAGAACAGUUGUACAUAUCUGAGAAUGGAAUCGCUGUUAUUGAGAAUUUGAAUAACCAGGUGAAGUUACAGACUUUGGACCUGGCCGUCAAUAGGAUCACUGUCAUCGAAAACGUUGGCCAUAUGCUGGACUUGGAAGAAUUAUGGCUAAACGACAAUCAAAUCGCAGACUGGUCAUCAGUGGAUUACCUGAAACAGAAUAAGAAGAUGACAACGAUAUACUUGGAACGCAACCCUCUCGCCGCCGACCCGGCUUAUAGAAGGAAACUAAAGCUAACCCUCCCGUCGCUGCAGCAGAUCGACGCCACAUUGUGUAGAUAAGAAUUUAUGGUUCAUUUGUUUAUGUAGUUGUUCAUGGUGGUGCUAACAGACUGAAAUUAUUAUUUAUUUCCUAAAAUCACCAGAAAAUUAUAACAUAAUGUCGGAAUUCUUAUUUAUUUUUAACUUGCUGACCCGGCAAACUUCGUAUCCCGUCAAAACUUUUUCUCAUCGUUUAAACUUUCCCUGGACGUCCACGAACAUUUUAAGACCAAAAUCAGCCAAAUAGGUUCAUCCGUUCUGAGGCCUUAGUACGAGUUUGUUUUACGUUUAAAGUAAUCGAAACGAGACUGCCUUCGGAGCUCCGAUUGG
Messenger RNA from Spodoptera litura, 1528 nucleotides. Lineage: Eukaryota; Metazoa; Arthropoda; Insecta; Lepidoptera; Noctuidae. The record is from RefSeq and is a predicted model, not a curated record.